AUGACCAACCCGUGCAGCGUGACCAUCCGCUCCUUGCUGCUGAUCCUGAGUGCGACGCUGGCCCCGCCGGCGGCGGCGGUUGACUGCCAGCGCUCCGGCGUGGCCAACUACACCACCACCUGGAGCGUAGGCGCCAGCGGCAAGCUCACCGUCGUAUUCCUGCAGACGGCGGCUCGCUGGACGGUGCGGGUAAAGUUUUCCCCUGUCGUCACCUCGAUGGUAACGUCGGUGGCGACGGCCGAGCGACAGUUGGCCACCACCUACGAACUGACCAACAAGGGCUACAACGCGGCCCAGUCGGCCGGUAGCUCGCUGGUGAUCGACUUUAGAGUUGGUUUCGCGUCGGCACCGGUGCCGCAGGUGGUGAGCGUGGCCACAUCGGGUGCCGAGCUCCGCUCCGGUGGCUCCACCACUGUCACAACUACCACCACCACCACCACCGCCGCCACCACUACCACGGGCAGCAGCAGUUUGCCGUACAACUACGCCGUGGUCCUGCGGAAGUCGCUGCUGUUUUACGAGGCGCAGCGGUCCGGCCCGCUGCCGGCCGACAACCGGGUCCUAUGGCGCGGCGACUCUGCCCUGGGAGACAGCGGCGACGACGGCGAGGACCUCACCGGGGGCUACUACGACGCCGGCGACCACGUCAAGUUCGGCUUCCCGAUGGCCGGCAUGACGACCGUGCUGGCGUGGGGCGCGCUCGACUUCGCCGACGGGUACGCGGCGGCCGGCCAGACCGGCUACGUGCUGGACGCCAUCCGCUGGGCCACGGACUACUUCGUCAAGUGCCAUGUGGCGCCGACCACCUUCUACGGUCAGGUAGGCAACGGCAGCAUCGACCACGACUGGUGGGGUCGGCCCGAGGAGAUGGCCAUGCCCCGGCCGGCCCACAAGAUCACCGCCUCGACGCCCGGCUCGGAGCUGGCCGGCGAGACGGCCGCCGCCCUGGCCGCCGCCUCGCUCGUGUUCCGGCCGUCCGACCUGAACUACGCUGACACGUUGCUCGCCCACGCCCGCCAGCUGUACAGCUUCGCCGACAUGCACCGCGGCGAGUACCACAAGAGCAUCACCGACGCCGAGAACUUCUACAAGUCCUGGAGCGGCUACGGAGACGAGCUGGCGUGGGCGGCCGCCUGGCUCUACAGGGCCACGCAGGAGGCCAGCUUCCUGACGGCAGCCCGGCAGCAUUUCCAGGCUUUCAGCGCCCUCUCCCAGCGAGCCAGCGGGUUCUCCUGGGACGACAAGCGCGCCGGCGCCCAGGUGCUGCUGUACCAGCUGACGGGCGACGCGCAGUACGGCGCGCUGGUCAAUGAGUUCUGCGACUGGCUGGCGUCGGGCGCGCCGCGCACGCCGCAAGAGCAGCUGUUCCUGCAGCCAUGGGGCUCGCUGCGGCACGCGGCCAACGCGGCGCUCAUCUGCCUGGAGGCGGCCGAGGCCGGCCUUAAUCCGGCCCAGAACCGCCAGCUGGCCAAGGAGCAGAUCAACCUGAUCCUAGGCGACGCCGGCCGCAGCUACGUGGUCGGGUUCGGCUUCAACCCGCCGCUGCGGCCGCACCACAGGGCCAGUUCCUGCCCGGACCCGCCGGCCGUCUGCGGCUGGCCACAGUUAUCCUCGCCCGACCCCAACCCUCAGGUGCUUCACGGCGCCCUGGUGGGCGGCCCGGAUGCCAAGGGUGAAUACCAGGAUGUGCGCUCCGACUACGUCAAGAACGAGGUCGCCACCGACUAUAACAGCGGCUUCCAGAGCGCGGUGGCUGGCCUGCUGUCGCUGCACGUGCGCGGACUAUACCCGGCCUCAUGA
This is a messenger RNA of Pollicipes pollicipes, 1800 nucleotides long. RefSeq names its product endoglucanase 15-like. The record is from RefSeq and is a predicted model, not a curated record. The transcript is spliced from 3 exons. Lineage: Eukaryota; Metazoa; Arthropoda; Thecostraca; Pollicipedomorpha; Pollicipedidae. Gene Ontology annotation, molecular function: hydrolase activity, hydrolyzing O-glycosyl compounds; polysaccharide binding. Bases 1 to 1800 code for a protein of 599 amino acids. Gene Ontology annotation, biological process: carbohydrate metabolic process.